This is a messenger RNA of Mesorhabditis spiculigera, 333 nucleotides long. The record is from the annotation of a GenBank genome assembly. Lineage: Eukaryota; Metazoa; Nematoda; Chromadorea; Rhabditida; Rhabditidae.
AUGAAGCCUCCAGGUCAAAAGUACGACUCCCUGAAUUUUUGGGGAUAUCUUGCGCCAGCUCCACCCAUCGAUUUUUUGGAGUAUGCGAGCACGAAUGUGGACGUGAUGAUGAUGGGGACGAAUCUGGAUCAAGAGAUGUAUCUGGCAUUCAAGGGCGCGAAUUUCCGAAUGGAUGUAUCGAGGCAGGAAUUUUACAAAGUGCCGAGGUUCAUGGAUGCCAUGUUGGCACAAUGGAUGGACGGAGAAAGAGAAAUCAAGGAAAUUCGAAUUUCUGGUGGCCCGGAUACCCGGGGAUUGGAGAAUAUGUCCGGUCAGAUGGUACGAGACUACGUG